Thalassophryne amazonica is the source of this 2551-nucleotide messenger RNA. RefSeq lists its product as uncharacterized. Bases 32 to 640 code for a protein of 202 amino acids. The record is from RefSeq and is a predicted model, not a curated record. Lineage: Eukaryota; Metazoa; Chordata; Actinopteri; Batrachoidiformes; Batrachoididae. The transcript has 2 exons.
AGUAAACAGCCGAAGACGAAAUCACUACAAAAUGGGACCAAAGAAAAGCUCGGUGGUGGAGGAGUCGGAGGAGGUUAAAAAGGCGCUUGAGUUAGUGUCACUGGACGUAGCUGACAUAAAGAUUAAGCAGGACAAGAUACUCAAGCUAGUGGAGGAAGUCGCGCGACUACGAGCCUUAUUAGAGGACAAGGACAAGAGGAUCGAGGCUCUCGAGAAGAGAGUUGAGGACUUGGAGCAGUACUCAAGGAUUAACGAUGUGGUUGUGACUGAUUUAAAGAUUAAACCCCGCUCAUAUGCCCACGCACUGGCCGAGGGCAGUGAUCUCGAACCUGGCGAGAUGGAGGAGAGCUCUGCGGAACAACAGGUCGCCGCGUUCCUGGCGUCCAGGGACAUUGAUUUGGACGUAAAUUGUCUUGAAGCUUGUCACCCUCUCCCUACGAAGAAAGGCGCUCCUCCUGUGCUUAUCAUGAAGUUUCUCAACAGAAAGGAUAAGGUCACAUUGUUGAGGCAAGGAAGAAAAUUGAAAGGGCCCUUGAUGGUGACAAAGAAGAUGUUGAUGCCAGACUCCCGAGCAAGUCAAGAUGCCUCCUCCACCUUAUCUGUGGGCCAACCAUCUGCCAGCACCACAGCCACUUGUUGAUGUAGGAGAGGGCUUUUCCUGUUCGGGCAGCAGAGGAGUUCAAAUACAGUCUAGAAUCUGCAUGUUAAAAAUGUAAGCUUGUUAGAAAAGAAUCAGUUCAAAGGUUUAGAACAUCCUUCAUGAUAAUGGAGUAGUUAGAAUUUGCAAUGUGAAUGUACAUUAAGUGUGUGUGCAUGUGUUGGGGGGUCAGUUUGUAGCCAUAAAUUGGUGGGCGACUCAUGAAGGACACUGCAGAACUUCACAUCAUUUCCACACACUAUCAUGUGACCAUAGAAGGUUGCCAAACACAUCUAUAAGUAUUCCCCAUACAUGUCUCUGAGCAGUGGGAGAACCUCUACAGAUCCUAAUUUUGUUUGUGUUAUGAAAUAAAGUAGUCUAAUUUAUUUUUAGUAAAAAGAUAUGUUGUCAUUAAUCACAUUUGAGAGGUGACUGUUCUACAAAAAUCACGAGAUCAGAAAUAGUGCUUGAUGCCUAACAGGAAGAAUAUGAGGCGUGACGUCAUGUUCGGCAACCUUUGGCAAGUCAUGUGACAUUCUGUGGAAAAAAAAGUCACGUUCUGGUGAGGUGUCCUUUCUUCAUCUGCUGGCCUGCUGGAGGAAAUCACAAUACCCACACAAACUCCACACAGAAACAACCUUUGUUGGAUUAAAGCCCUGAUGCAGCAGUGCUAAUUAUUGUGCCCAGGUAGAAGUCCAACCUGAUCACAUUUUGAAUGUUAUCUUUGCUCCAAUCUGCUUUAUGAACAUUGGUUUGGCAGUUUUUAAGUACUACAGACUAAAGGUGGAACACAUCAGGUUGUACUUCAACAACCUGGUGUAGUGUCAUUUUUUGUUAAAGAAAGAUGAUGUGCUAAUGACAACAAUCAUGAUAAUAUGUAAUGUCAGAAAAGGGGUUUGUUGUGUGUUUCUGAUGACAGUGAGCAGAUGUUUAGAAGAAAAUAUAUUUUGUGCAAAUUGUAUGUUUUCUUUCAAAGGAAAACUAUGAGGCCAGAAUUUGGAUUCAAAAGUAUAAUUUGAGUAAAAUACUUGAUUUGUGAAGAGAAUGAAUAUUGGAUUAAAAGUGUGGGUUUAAAAGAGGGGUAAAUUUCCAUGACUCAGGGCCUUGAACCCACUAACCUGAUAAAUGUCCAAGAAAUGAACUCAUUUGCACCUGCAUAAUGAUGUCUGUUUUGAUUGGGGUAAGAAGUGCAAACUUUAGAAAGGCCACCCACUUUGGGUGGAGAUACUGACCCCUGAAGUGGAUAACCACUUUGUCACCCUUUGUCUCUUUGAAGCUGUUCUGGUGUUUUUGCAGACUGUGAAUUUUGCUUCAUUUUUCCAGCAAAAAAUAAAAACUCUUGGACCCCUUUGAGAAAAUGUAUUUCCACUAACACAAGGCCCUGCUUUUCAUGUAUUUAAAGUUUGACCAAGUUAGCCACAUGGACUGGACAUGGCAUUUUUUGAUCAUGUAAGCACACGCAUGGGAGGAUCACUUCUUUAUCAAUGAUGUCAGUUGAAGUAUAAUUUCAAGUCGACCUGAAUUGGAAAUCAUGCCGAGGAGGCCUAAAACAAGCUGAUAAGGAUAUGAAGGAGAUUUUGCCUAUCAAAGGAGACGGGGACAGUGCAGUGGGUGGACCGUGAAGAUGGAUGGGACUCUGACCAAUCAACAGAGAGCAGAUUCUGAUUAUAAAAAUGUAGUGUAGUCAGAGAGUCUUCAGUCUUUUCUGCUCUCUCUCCCUGCUGGUGAUUUGCUAAGAAUUACAUUAGAGGAGCCAGCCAAUGGAUCCACAGAAUUCUGUGUCUGGUAAACUUAUCUUUAUUCACGCUGUUUGUUUGAAUAAUAAUUACCUCCGCCAGGAGGAUAUGUUUUUGGUCCGUUUGUUUGUUUCUCUGUCUGUUUGUCAGCAGGAUAAAUCAAAAUGUUUUGAACAGC